Neltuma alba is the source of this 1077-nucleotide messenger RNA. Its product is annotated as WAT1-related protein At3g18200-like. Lineage: Eukaryota; Viridiplantae; Streptophyta; Magnoliopsida; Fabales; Fabaceae. Gene Ontology annotation, molecular function: transmembrane transporter activity. Gene Ontology annotation, cellular component: membrane. The record is from RefSeq and is a predicted model, not a curated record. The transcript is spliced from 7 exons. The coding region runs from base 1 to 1077 and encodes 358 amino acids.
AUGGGAGUUCUUGUGGCAGAAAGAGUGAAGCUUAUUUGGGUGUUGCUUGCUCUUCAGUUUUGCCUUGCAGUAUUUCAUAUUGUCUCUAGACUGGCACUCAAUAUAGGUGUCAGCAAAGUUGUUUACCCCGUUUACAGAAACUUACUUGCCCUGCUUUUGUUGAGCCCGCUUGCUUAUUUCUUUGAAAAGAGUCAGAGACCACCCCUUACUAUAUCCUUACUGGCUCAAUUCUUCCUUUUAGCAUUGGUGGGGAUCACGGCAAACCAAGGUUUUUACCUGUUGGGAUUAUAUUAUGCAUCUCCAACUCUUGCUCCUGCAAUGCAAAACUCAGUUCCUGCCAUCACUUUUGUGAUGGCAUCAGCUUUAAGACUUGAGGCUGUCAACGCGACAAGGAGAGAUGGAUUGGCAAAAAUUCUGGGAACAAUCGCGUGUGUAGGGGGAGCCACUAUAAUUAUUCUUUACAAAGGCCCUCCUCUUCUGCACCUGCAGAUGCACCAAAUAGAAGGAUAUAUAUUAGCAGUAGACCAGGCUUCAAGAAAUAUGCAAAACUGGACUUGUGGUUGCAUAUACUUGCUUGGAAAUUGUUUAGCAUGGGCUGCUUGGAUGGUUUUUCAGGCUUCUAUGCUGAAGAAGUAUCCGGCAAAACUAACACUCACGUCAUUUACAUGCUUCUUUGGAGUGAUCCAGUUCUUGAUGAUAGCAGCCUUUGUAGAAACUGAUUGGGAGCGUUGGAAGAUACAAUCUGCAGAGGAACUUUUCACUAUUUUAUAUGCUGGUGUUGUUACAUCCGGCAUUGUGGUAUCUGUCCAGACAUGGUGUAUUCAAAAGAGUGGCCCGGUGUUUGUGGCAGUCUUCCAGCCCCUACAAACCUUUAUAGUUGGCGUCAUGGCAGCCCUUAUUUUUGGAGAUCAGUUAUACUCUGGAGGGGUUGUGGGUGUAAUUCUUAUAGUGCCUGGGCUCUACUUGGUGCUAUGGGGAAAAACCAACGAGAAGAGAUUUGCCAACUCAGAAGAAACGUCGGUGACGAAGCCUUUGCUCAGUGGUGAAAGUGGUGCAGCUCCCAAAGACAUACCGUGA